AGGUUAUGUAAGGACCGACGCUGGAGAAGAGAAGCAGGUACAGGGAGUCGAACAUUUAAUAUGGAACAGACAUCAAACGGAGACAGCGUCAGAACCGGCAAAGACAAACAAACAUUAAUCCUGAAGCAGGGAACACAGCUUGGUAACAAACAGAUAUAGUAAUAACACAGGUGAUUGAGUCCAGGUGAGUCCAAUCAUUGCUGAAGCGCGUGAUGAGGGAAGGCAGGUGUGCGUAAUGAUGGUGGCAGGAGUGUGUAAUGCUGGGAAGCCUGGCGCAUUCGAGCGCGAGGAGGGGGAGCGGGUGCAGGUGUGACAAGUUAUUGUUUUUCUUGCCUCUGAAAAACAGGCUUCUCACGGUUAACGAGACAGGAUUAUGGAAGGCUGGCCACAUGAGACUAGCUAAUAAUUAACAGGGGUGAAUAAAUAACUUUUAAUCCCCCCUUUAUAAAUAAGUGUACAUUAUAUAAGUGUAUGUAUAUGACCCCUUUACCUUUUAUAUUUAAUAUAUUUAUAUUUAAUUAUAUUUUAUAAUUAAGUUGACAUUCCUCUUUUAUUCACAUUACCCUUUUAUAUUACAUUUUUAUAUACACUACCCUUUUACAGUAUAUUACCCUUACAUUACUCUUUUAUAAUUUAUUAAAAUAAUGGCCAAAACGUAAUUAACUGGGCCCUAGGUUGGUAAAAUACAAAUACGUUUUUUUGACAGUGGCUACAUUCUCAGAAAAACAAUAUUACAUAACAAGAUCAAGCAAGAGUUUAAUUAUAAUCCUCUUUGAAUAAGCUUCACUGAAGAAUUCAUCUGUGAAUGCUCUUGUAUGAUCAAAAGCUACAACUGUUUGGCUUGUGGGAUACAGUUAAUUUAGCAGACAAAUCAUUGUUACAGUGAAUUAAUUGUCCUACUUUCCAGCUUCUAAGACCAUCUCUUUGUAUUAGAAAGGUGUCUUGAGAUUAGCUUUUAAGUCUGUUAGACACUGGGAGACUUAGUUGGGGACUUAAAACUUCUUCAGGAUUGGUGGGUCCCCUGCGGGACGGUUGCGCUAACGUAGGCUCAUGCGAUUAGCAUGAGGUUGUAAGGAACAAGAACAUUUCCCAGGACAUCGACAUAUCUGAUAUUGGCAGAAAGCUUACAUUUUUGUUACUCUAACUGCAUUGUCCAAUUGACAGUAGCUAUUACAGUGAAAUAAUACCAUGCUAUUGUUUUAGGAGAGUGCACAGUUUUGAACAUGAAAAGUUAUUAAUAAACAAAUUAGGCACAUUUGGGCAGUCUUGAUACAACACUUUGAACAGAAAUGCAAUGGUUCAUUGGAUCAGUCUGAAACGUUGCACAUUUCAGACUGCUGGUGCGGCAGGGUAGCCUAGUGGUUAGAGAGUUGGACUAGUGACCGAAAGGUUGCAAGUUCAAAUCCCUGAGCUGACAAGGUACAAAUCUGUCGUUCUGCCCCUGAACAGGCAGUUAACCCACUGUUCCUAGGCCGUCAUUGAAAAUAAGAAUUUGUUCUUAACUGACCUGCCUAGUUAAAUAAAGGUUUAAAAAAAAUACAACAUCUAAAUUGCACCUCGGCUGGACUUACAUUAUGGCCUUUCUCUUGCAUUUCAAAGAUGAUACAAAAAAAAGACAAAAACGGUUGUUGUUUUUUCUUUGUAUUAUCUUUUACCAGAUGUGUUACAAUAUGUUAUAUUCUCCUACAUUCCUUUCACAUUUCCACAAACUUCAAAGUGUUUCCUUUCAAAUGGUACCAAAAAAAUGCAUAUCCUUGCUUCAGAGCCUGAGCUACUUUCAGGCAGUUAGAUUUGGGUAUGUCAUUUUAGGCGAAAAUAGAAGAUAAAGGGUCCAAUCCUUUUUAAGUCGGUCAGAGUCCACCUGAUACAACAACAAGAGUUGAUGUUUUGCAUUCUGUUCAACCUGCCGUCUGAUUUCUCCUAUCAUUCAGAUGAAAGAUGGCAAGCUACAAUGGAAGCAUAAGCUCAUACCUUCUCAUAUCUUUACUGGUUGCUUCUUGGAGAAUCUACGAUGGUGGGAAAAUUCUGGUAUUUCCCUUAGAAGGUAGCCACUGGGUGAACAUGGACAUUCUGAUCAAGGCUCUUCACUCUCAGGGACACACCAUCACAGUAGUACGGACAACUCAAAGUUGGUAUAUUAAAGAAGAGUCUCUACAUUACAGUUCUAUUACAAUACCUGUCAUUGAUGGUGUGGAAUUUGAGGAAUUUGUAAAGCCAAUCAUAAAGAAAGUAAUUGAUUUAGAGAGAGGAACAAGCUCUGUAUUAAACUUUAUACGUUUGCAAAUCGAGAUGUUCUCUGCAAUGUCUAAGGUUCAUGGACUGGAAUGUGACAUGGCAACUGCUGUAUUGGAAGACAAGGAUUUAAUGAAGACCCUGGAGGAGAACCAGUAUGACCUGGUGCUUACUGACCCAGCAUGGGGGACCGGUAUUUUGGUGGCUCAUUAUCUUCAGCUACCUCUAGUCUACAAUGUACGGUGGAUAACCAGUGGAGAGGGACAUUUAGCCAUUGCGCCAUCCCCCAUGUCUUAUAUUCCAAUGACUGGAUCAGGGCUCUCACACAAAAUGACCUUCACAGAGAGAGUAAAGAAUAUGAUUUUCUAUUUGCUUUGGGAAGUUCAGUACAGACUUGUAAUCCAGCCACAUUACCAGGCUGUUUGUGAUGAGUUUUUCCAACCAGGUGUGGACUUCUAUGAGUUAUUACAGGGGGCUGAUCUAUGGCUCAUGAGAGUUGACUUUGUGUUUGAGUUCCCUCGUCCCACCAUGCCUAAUGUUAUCUAUAUGGCAGGGUUCCAAUGUAAACAUGCAAAGCCUCUUCCCCAAGAACUAGAGGAGUUUGUUCAGAGUUCUGGGGUGCAUGGAGUCAUUAUCAUGUCUUUGGGGACUUUUGUGUCUGAGUUUCCACAUGAUAUAGCUGAUGUGAUAGCUGCUGCUUUUGCCCAACUGCCUCAGAAGGUAAUCUGGAGACACAAAGGAGACAGGCCAGCUACUCUGGGCAACAAUACCUUACUAAUUCAAUGGAUGCCGCAAAAUGAUCUGUUAGGACAUCCAAUGACGAGGCUGUUUGUAGCUCAUGGAGGAACAAAUGGGGUUCAAGAGGCUAUUUACCAUGGAAUUCCUGUUGUGGGUCUACCUCUGUUUUUUGAUCAAUAUGACAACCUCCUUCGUCUGAAAAAAAGAGGAGGAGCAAAGAUUUUAUCCAUGGCAACAGUAGACAAGAACAAUAACUUCCUGGAGGCCUUGCAGGAAGUUCUGGAUGAGCCAUCCUACAGGACGAACAUGCAGAGACUCUCCAGGCUACACAGGGACGUGCCAAUGGAACCCCUGGACACUGCCCUCUUCUGGAUUGAGUUUGUCAUGAGACACAAAGGUGCUGCUCACCUGCGUACAGAGUCCUACAGAAUGCCUUGGUACUCCUACCACUCUGUAGAUGUUGUCCUGAUAUUGUUGGCUGUUGUAGUAGUGCUUCUUCUUCUUCUUGUUGCAAUAGUCAGAUAUUUAAGCGUUAGAAGUUGCUUGAAAAGAAAGAUUAAAAGUGAAUGAACAGAUCCAAUUCUCCACAUUCUGGUACACAAAAAUAAUAGGAUAAGUAUGAAUCAAAGCUGUAAUAUGUAGCUUUUAGGGUGAACCAACAAAAUGCACAUAGAUAUGUGUGUUAUAGAUCUGUCAUUCUCAUUGAAAGCAAGUCUAAGAUGCCGUGGAUAUAUUCUAUGUGCACUAUUUCUAUGAUUCCCGUGUUUAAGUUUAGUUUUUGCGUAUUUUACUUUCGGUUUUGUACACCAGCUUCAAACAGCUGAAAAUGCAAUAUUAUUCGUUAAUUAAGGAAAUAUAUAUUUCACAAUCUUUAGAUGGUACAAUGAUUAUUUACACUAAACGUGUUUGUUUUGUCACAUAAACUGAAAUUAGGCGAACUAUUACAAUUUUAUCAACCAGGAAAUGGCAGAGCGAUUUCUGCAUAGUGCAUCUUUGAAUCAUGAAAAUGUAUAAUGUUGAAUUGAUGACAUAAUAAAAUGUUAAUGUGUAAUUUAGUGUGGAAUAUAUUUAUUUGUCAAGUAUUUCCAGUUGUUUGUGCAUUUUGUGAUUCAAUGCCACACUGCAAACAUUUACUGUAUGUGUUAAAUUCACAGUGUUAAUGUUUUUUUUACUCUGUGUAGGUUAGAAAAAUAUAAAUAAAAUCCUACCCAUCAUUA
This is a messenger RNA of Oncorhynchus nerka (sockeye salmon), 4187 nucleotides long. RefSeq names its product UDP-glucuronosyltransferase 2A1-like. Bases 1939 to 3540 code for a protein of 533 amino acids. Gene Ontology annotation, molecular function: UDP-glycosyltransferase activity. The record is from RefSeq and is a predicted model, not a curated record. The transcript has a single exon. NCBI's taxonomy places the organism in Eukaryota, Metazoa, Chordata, Actinopteri, Salmoniformes, Salmonidae.